CUGUUCGAGUAUUUUGUGACAUGACGUCAAAGAGUGGUGUUGGUGUGACAGAGAUUGGACAUGACAGUGAAUCAAGAACACUCGUGAGUGGAUAUGAUCCUCCAGGUUCUUACAAGAGAAAGAUUAAAUAUGAAAUUUCCAUCGAGCAGAUUGUUGCCAUUAUCAACCAGUCCAAGAAUUGCGAGCAGUUUAUAAGAUAUGAAUGUCAUCAUAGCGUUUUUAGGUAUAGCUCCACAGGUACAUAUUAUGGUUGGUGGGUAUCACGUCAAGGUUCAAAGAUGAAUUACUGGGGUGGAGCGGCAGUCGACAGUGGAAAAUGUGCCUGUGGAAUGACCAACAGCUGCGCUGGUGGAUGGAAAUGUAAUUGUGACGUGAAUGAUGCAACAUGGCGUGAAGACAGUGGAUACCUGACAGACAAGAACACGCUUCCUGUUACUGAGCUGAGAUUUGGAGAUACUGAAGCAAGUCAAGAAAAAGGAUAUCAUACAUUAGGAAGGCUGCGUUGUUGGAAUUAAAACCUAACUUUCCAGGUGAUCUCAUGCACGCUUUUAUUUUAACCGACAAUCAGCGCUCAAAAGGAUUGUCCAAAUAGAAAUCCAUUUCUCAGUAUUUAACCGUUUAUAUCUUUCGUAAUUCUUUAUGAAGCUUGUCAAAAUUUUGUGAUUGUGUUCACUUACAGAAGCUAUAGCUCUGACAUAAAUUUCAAACCGAGAUAAAGUAUUUCAAGAGAUAGUUGUAUGUUUUAAUACAGAAAUGGAUUAAUUUCUAUUUGACAACUAGUUCCAGUCAUUUCCCACGUUUUCAGAUCACCUGGUUACCAGAUAUAUCGAACAGUAAAUUAGUAAAAAACAUGUAUACCUAAUUGAGAAUUUGUACUGCUGAGAUAAUCCUUUGACAAAAAAACAUUUCCAUAUAUACAGUAUGAAGUCAGUAUGACUAUGAGAUCGGUAAAUUGUGUAUAAAAGACGAAGGCUUCUAUAGUAUAUAUAAUUUGAGACUAGGGGCCGGUGAUCAUACGAUUAGCUUAAACGGUGGAUAAGUCAAAUUUAAAUAACACUCUUACAUCUAUCUUGAAUGAGUCAACUUGUAUAUUAUGCAUUGAAUAUAUAGUUGUAAACAGUGUCUUUGUAUUAAGGUAAAAAACAUGUCUGAAGGAACACGUCUGUCU
Messenger RNA from Dendronephthya gigantea, 1168 nucleotides. RefSeq names its product neurexin-4-like. NCBI's taxonomy places the organism in Eukaryota, Metazoa, Cnidaria, Anthozoa, Malacalcyonacea, Nephtheidae. The transcript has a single exon. The record is from RefSeq and is a predicted model, not a curated record. The coding region runs from base 21 to 515 and encodes 164 amino acids.